Molecule: messenger RNA, 4244 nt
Organism: Synchiropus splendidus (mandarinfish)
Lineage: Eukaryota; Metazoa; Chordata; Actinopteri; Syngnathiformes; Callionymidae
Gene: itprip
Product: inositol 1,4,5-trisphosphate receptor interacting protein
Exons: 2
Coding region: 173-1729 (518 amino acids)
Cellular component (GO): membrane
Source: RefSeq, a predicted model, not a curated record
CGGCAGUGACGCCUUACUUUUCCUUGAUGUCCCCUCGAGUUUGGCGGACCAAUGUUCGACCAGAGAUCGACUACAUGGCUUUUAGAACAUGCUCAGGGCUGCAAAUUCACAGCAAGGUUCUGCUCUGUCAUGCUUAUCAAAGUUCCUGAGUGUAAAGACCUGAAAUCCUACGAUGCAGGGGGCCAUUGCUCGGGUGGGCAUGGUCAUGGUUGCCGCCAUACUGAACCACCCGCUUCUCUUUCCGAAUGAGAACACCACACUCCCGGACCAGGAUGAGGAGCUGAUCUCUCGCAUGCAGGAGUACGAGGAGCGGCUGGAGCGUGAGCAUGCCAGAUUGGAGUUGGAAUUUUCUUUGAUAGAAUCCAAACAAGAGGAGGUUACUGAAGACUACAGUUGGUACCUGUGGAGCGCCUUGUCUUUCUUCAUGUUUUUCAUAAUUGAAAUGCUCCGGGUGCAGGUUGGAGACGCUGAAAUCAGAGCGACUGAGGAUGAGGACUUGUUUACAGUUUGUGGAAGUGGCGGCGCUGACACCGUGGUGCUGGAUAAGAAUGACCUGAGCACCUUCUGCGACAAAUGCUCGUACAGCUCGGCCCAGAGAGCUCGGGAGUUUGUGGAAGGGUUUGCAGAUGAUCUGCUGGAGUCUCUGAGGAGUGUGUGUGACAGAGACACAGACAUGGAGGUCGGGGAUUUUGUGGGCGUUGGGAGCGUAUUCGAGUCGUGGACUGUGUCCAAGUCGCAGACUUUUGACCUCAUUGUGCCUUUCUGGCCUCCGGAUCGCUUUUGCUUUCAGUUCAGUCUGUGGUGCGAUCGUUCCCGGGACAUUCCUCCCGACCUUCCUGCCUGCGGCGUCAUAGAGGUGACCAGUGAAGAGGACUGCCUGUGUGGCACUGCCAACAUGGGAGAUGACAUGCUUUGUCUUCUGCACAAGGAGAGAACGUGCAGCCCCUUGGUGGACCCCAGUCCUGAGAAACUGCUCUGCUCCAAGAACUCUGUGCGCUUGUCCAAAGACCAGGCCAUGAAGUGGUUCCAGAUCUCUGUAACCAAAGCGUGGGGCCAGAUCUCGCACAAAUACGAUUUUGAGGUUUCCUUUCGGAACCUGGACGCAGCCGGUGCUUUAAAGAUCCGGUUCCCGUCAGGGAAGGUGAUCCUGAUGAACGUCAUUCCUGCUGUGCAGUUGGACGAUACCUGCGCCUACUUCGUCUGCCAUUUUCCCUCAGAAUGUCACACGGUGCCAGACCCUUACUGGCCCAUCUCCUUCGCCGUCUACGAGCGGAAUUUGCUGAAGCAUUUUGCGAAACAUCUGCCCCAACAUUCCUGCCACCUGCACUGUCUGCAGAUUGUUACAUUCCUGCAUAGGAAACAAACAGGACUGACGGGUGAAUGCGCUUUGACCAACUACCACUGGAAAACUGCAGUCAUGCACCUUUUGCUGGGUCAUCAGCCAUCAAAGUGGGGCCUUAAGAAUACAGAACGACAGCUGCGCGACGUUCUCUCCUUUAUGUGGUGGAGUCUUCACGAGAAAAGACUAAAUCAUGUCCUGAUUGGGAAUCCGAAAGUGCCAGAGGAGCUCCAGGUUCCUGAUGUGGUUCAAAAAGCAGAGCCAGUAAAUCUGUUCCGGUCUCUGGUGCUGCAUGGUGACCUCCAUGCUGCGGCACUGAGGCACUUCCAGGAGAUGGUGAGGAACUCGGCUGUGCUCCUUCAAGAGUACGCUCCUCUGUACUCUGGUUGAAUUUCUUCCUUGAGCAAAACGCCACUUCCGUUCUGACUAGCUCAGAACGCUCGGCUGGUGGAGAAACAAAAUGACUGAAUGACUUCCUCAUGUCAAGUUCUGAACUGUUAAAAAUCUAAAUCUAAAUGUAUUUAUCCAUUCGAAAAUAUAAGGCCAUUCAAAUUCAUUUUUGAAGUUCAGAUGCACCACCAUGACAAAGUUGAGCACAUCAUAAGUCAUAAGUCAUUUAAGUUCCAGUUUAGAAGUUAGUUUAAAUAGAACUGUUUGUAUUAAGUAAAGACUAUAGGGUCAACGUCUUUCAACUGUUUCACCAGCAGAUUAAAAAAAUGAAUUGGUGGUUGCUAAAGGUGUCAAGGGUGUUUACAAAAAAAGUUGGAUCAUAUUACAUCAGGGGUCACCACGGUGCCCACCUUGUUUCAGAAUUGUGUAGCAAACCGAUGGUAGCCUUUCGGGUCACACAGUGCCCUCGGAUUACACCUCACAGUUGCAAAAAGGUUGGUGAUUCCUGCAUUACAUCAACGAUCUAUGUCUGUUGUUUAAGAAAAAAACUAUUUCAAGUGUUACUUAUAUUUUUUUCUACAAAUUUAGUGUAUACUACCUUGUUUAUUUUGCUUACAUUCCCUUUUUUUUAGAAUCAUCUCUGAAGAGUGUUUCACAUGCUGCUACAGAUAUGGCAGCUACACUUGUCUAUGUAAAAUCUCCUUAAAGUUUCAUACAAGAUGGAAAGCUCACGGGUUAAGAUUUUUAAAUGUUUUAUUUUUAUAUUUAUGAUUCUUACAGUAUUUUUUGGUUAGAAAAUACAUAACAACCAAUGCACUGAUUUCUACAUGCAUCCAAUGGCAUCCUUGCAUAAUUCCCUUUAUUUAAAAAUAUUUGUAUUUGUAUCUUAAAAGUGUAUGGAAGAAAUGAAGGACAGAAUCAGGUUAUAGAUAUUCAUGUUUUAUUCUUAAAAGUGCCGCGUUUUGACAGUGAACCACAAGUUCACAUUCCAAUUUCCUUAACUGUUUGUUCUAUUUCCUUGUGUAUAUAUAAAAAAAUCCCAACCAUUUCAGUGAAAAUGUCUCUAAAGGCCAUAGUCGUAGUUAGCAUUUCCACUGAGCCAGCUGUUGACAAACCCCUCCAGGUAGUCGUCGGGGUGCAUGACUUCUUUGACAGCAGGGUCUUUCUUCAUGCACUCAAUCCACUUCCUUAGCCCAGGAGUGUCCUCCAGGUAUCUGGCACGACAAAGGGACUCAAUCACACUGCUCAGCAAAUGUGUUCCCUGCAGUGUGUUGUUCAGCUGUAUGGAUUAUUUCCCACCACAGUGGACGAUUAAUAAAGACGUUGGUGACUCACGGUGUCAGUCCGAAGGCCUUUUCUCUCUCCAGCCACGGCCAUAUCAGGUAAUCGAUCAUGCCGAUGGUGUCUCCGGCAAAGAAGUCAGUCUUCUUUACCUGUAAGAUCUGAUGAUCAAGCAAUAGUCAUUUCAUGCAGUGUUAGCUUUGAUAAGCUAAAACCUUUUCAUACUUCCCUAUUGCUGUACGACAAAUCUACAUUGCAUAAAAAGCAUUUUCUCUCGCCCAUAGGACGUCAAAUUCAAGUCAAAGCUUACAGAGGAAAAUGACCGUUUGAGAUCUUAUGUUCUUAAAUCAAUAUAACACGCCAUAAGCCCACAACAUCUGCUGUAGUUCCCAAUAAAGUUAAUAAUUACCAGCCUCAUAAAAAGUUGCCUAAUGAUCAUGAGAUUAAUAUUUAGCUCAGAAGUUUCACUCCAGACCAAGUUUUAAAGUGGAGCUAGUUUUCAUCACACACUGCCCUGAAUGGCUCAGGUACUCUUUUCCUCCGAGUCAUGAAUGUGUCGACGAAAGAUGUGGGCCUAGCACCACUUGAAAAAACCAACCUCCUCAAGCUCCUUCAACUUGUUCUUGACUUGCUCCUGCGUUUCACUGAUGUUCUCGCCCUUUUUUCUGCCCGUAGCGGUCUUGUAGAAGAGCGUGACAAUCUGUUUUAAACAGUGAAAUAUCAGUUACACCUUUCCAAAUGAGAAUUUGAGUGAAGCAAAACCUUGAUGUACCUCAGAGUAACGUUCCAGCAGCAUCUUCUGCUUCGCUUUGCCCAGAGGACAGGAGGGAAGCAGCUUCUUGCCUUCGUACUGCUCAUCCAGGAACUCACAGGUAACAGUGGAUUCACAUAUGAUGUCACCAGUGCACGUCUCCAGAACUGGGACCUUUCCCUGAGGAUUCUUCUUCAUAAACCAGUCGGGUUUAUCGCUCAGGUUGAUGUUGACGACCUCAUGGCUGCAUUAAAGAGAUCAGAACAAUGAGUGGACAACAUUCAAUAAACUCAGCGCCAGGAGAUGUGACAACAACAAUGCUACCGUACUUGAUUCCCUUAGCUUUCAGCACCAGCCUGGUUCUUUCAGCAUAUGGACAGAACCUCAUGCUGUAGACUCGGAUGAGGCCUUCGGGAACUGGACCUGGUUCAAGACUCCCUAAAACAACAAUGAAAUAGUUUUUAAGCAGCGUCAUAUGAAUGU